This is a messenger RNA of Pelobates fuscus (common spadefoot toad), 3204 nucleotides long. It is a transcript of the gene SNX17, whose product is annotated as sorting nexin 17. Bases 614 to 2020 code for a protein of 468 amino acids. Gene Ontology annotation, biological process: endocytic recycling; signal transduction; intracellular protein transport. NCBI's taxonomy places the organism in Eukaryota, Metazoa, Chordata, Amphibia, Anura, Pelobatidae. Gene Ontology annotation, cellular component: early endosome. Gene Ontology annotation, molecular function: phosphatidylinositol binding. The transcript has 15 exons. The record is from RefSeq and is a predicted model, not a curated record.
AAGCUGUCUGGGUGUCAGUGUGGCCCCUAGCUCCCCAAGCUGUCUGGGUGUCAGUGUGGCUCCUAGCUCCCCAAGCUGUCUGGGUGUCAGUGUGGCCCCUAGCUCAUCCAGGUCUCUGUGUAUUGGUGUGUCCCCUAGCUCCCCCAGGUCUCUGUGUAUCGGUGUGGCCCCUAGCUCCCCCAGGUCUCUGGGUAUCAGUGUGGCCCCUAGCUCCCCCAGGUCUCUGGGUGUCAUUGUGGCCCCCACCACCCCUUACACUCUGCUUGGGAUAUCGGCGUUAACCCCUUACUCUCUGCCUGGGAUAUCGGCGUUAACCCCUUACUCUCUGCCUGGGAUAUCGGCGUUAACCCCUUACUCUCUGCCUGGGAUAUCGGAGUGACCCACAUACUCCUAUGCCAGGCAUAUCCAAGUUAACCCCUUACUCUCUGUCUGGGAUAUCUCAGUUAACCUCUUACUCUCUGCCUGGCAUAUCGGAGUUAACCCCUCCCCAUUAGUAAUUCUCCCACCCCCUGCUUACAUAGUAGCCCCUGCUUUGUGUGGCCUGCCCAGGGGUAAUUCCCCCCCUGUGUUUGGCUAGUAGCCCCAUUGGAAACGCUGGACUGUAAUUCACAAUAUGCAUUUCUCCAUCCCUGAGACUGAGUCCUGCAACAGUGAGAAUGGAACACCUUAUGUGGCCUACAACAUCCAUGUGAAUGGCGUACUACACUGCCGUGUCCGCUACAGCCAGCUGCUUGGCUUACAUGAACAGCUCAGGAAAGAGUUUGGUAACAAUGUGGUCCCAAUUUUUCCUCCCAAGAAACUAUUCACCCUUACACCAGCUGAGGUGGAGCAGAGAAGAGAACAGUUGGAGAAAUACAUGCAGACAGUGCGCCAGGACCCCAUGUUAGGAGCCAGCGAAAUGUUUAACAGCUUCCUACGCCGAGCACAGCAGGAAACUCAACAGGUCCCCACGGAGGAGGUCCAGCUGGAGGUCUUCCUUUCCAAUGGGCAGAAGGUUAAAGUGAACAUUCUGACCUCGGACCAGACAGAAGAUGUACUGGAGGCAGUCGCCAACAAGCUGGACCUUCCGGAUGAUCUAGUGGGAUAUUUCAGCCUGUAUCUCAUUAAAGACAGCAGUGAUAGCUCGUUCUUCUUUGUGAGAAAGUUGCAAGAAUUUGAGUUGCCUUAUGUGUCAUUAACCAGCCUUAGGAGCAGAGAAUACAAGAUUAUCCUUCGCAAAAGUUACUGGGACUCUUCCUACGAUGAUGAUGUCAUGGAGAGUAGCGUAGGACUCAACCUGUUAUAUGCUCAAACUGUCUGUGACAUUGAGCGGGGAUGGCUGCAGGUAACAAAGGACCAGCUGCGGCAGUUGAAGUCUCUGCAGGAGAAAGUUUCUAAAAAAGAGUUUAUUCAGCUGGCGCAAACCCUGAAGUAUUAUGGCUAUUUGAAAUUCGAGGCAUGCAUCACAGACUUCCCGGAGAAAGGCUGCCAGGUGAUUGUUAGCGCUGGUAACAAUGAGCUCAAUUUCCAAGUCAAACUGCCCAACGACCAAAUGAAAGAGGGCAGCUUCAAGGUGACGCGAAUGAGAUGUUGGCGUGUGACAUCUUCAGUCCCGUUUGCUAAUGGAAGUGGAAGCCCAAACAAGACCGAAGCCAGGCUGGAAUUGGCCUUUGAAUAUCUGAUGAGCAAAGACCGUUUGCAGUGGAUCACCAUAUCGAGCCCCCAGGCCAUCAUGAUGAGUAUCAGCCUGCAGUCAAUGGUGGACGAACUGAUGGUGAAGAAAUCUGGAGGGAAAAUCAAAAAGUUGCUUCGGAAGAGAUUGCCGUGUUUAGUACGACGUUCAGACAGCCAGCAGGCAGUAAAGUCUCCCCCUCUGCUGGAUUCUCCAGACUCCUCCAGAGAGCCAAUUGUUAAAUUAUCGAGUAAGCUCAGCUCAGUCAGCCUCCGUGCUAUCAGCAACUCCAGUUCUGCCAAUGACAUGAGUGCCGAAGAUUUCCAUGGAAAUUACGCUUUUGAGGGCAUUGGAGAUGACGAUUUGUGAGCUUCUAUCUGACCAUUACUGACAUGACGUAGCCAUGCUACCUUCAUCCCAAAUGUCCAUUUAGCUUGCUCUAAAUCUGUAUCCUAAACCCCUGGAAAUUGGGGUCUAUGUUAAAACACCAGCAUUGCGACCACAGGGCGGUGUAUUAGCUUACUCUAGCGCUUGGCUUGCACCUUGACCAGAGAUUUGCACAAUAUGGAGGCAGUGAGGUUUCACCCCUUAUUAUCCUCCAUGUCUAACACGCAAAGGAAUUUGUGACCUUAUUGUAGCUCAGGGCCUGGCUGUCCUUAUAGUUUCCUGCACCUUCCUCGUCUCAGUGAUGGGGACAGACAUCGGUUGAUGUUUCUGACCAAAUUGUAAGCAACGUUCAGUGCCCUCCCGGCUUGGCGUGAGUGCCAGAGGCAUUGUAUGAGAGCGCUUAGCACUUCACGGUAUUAUAACGCUACCUGCUUCUACGACAAGAAGGGACAAAUGACUUUAACAGCUUUUAUGGUUUUUAUUUUACUGAAAGCUGGGACAUGUUUUGUUUCUCCAAAUUUGCCAAACUAGUUAGAUUGUACAUUAUAAAUAUACAUUUAUACUUUGCACAUUAAUUACCAAGAAGUAAUUUUAUACAUGGGACUGAUCUGAUCCACACGCUUGUAACAGAGAAUGUAGUGCUACCAUUUGCUAUGUUUCCAAAUCACCAUGUAAGAAUAACAUUAAAGAGAAUCAUAGCUGACCGCUCUUCUGUCUUCCGUCAGACCAGUUUCCACCGUUUUAUCUUGCUGUAAAGGUUCACUUUUCUUUUUCUUUUAAUAGGUUUUAUUGAAGGGUUUUUUUUCUUCUUAAAUACAUUAUAUAUACAAAAAUACUAGGGAAGGAGAAAGGGAUUAUCCACCCGUAAGUACUGAAUCAAACAAAAUGAUUUUUUACAUUUACAUUUUUUAAAUGUAAAUAUAUUAAUUAAUGCAAAAAGGAAAGGAUAUUACAAUUGGUCCGCAACAGUUUUUUUUCCCAAUAGUAUUUAAUGCUAUCUAAUAUAGGAGAUGGCUACCUAAGAGCCGUAUUUUCUAGUGAGGAACACAAUAUCUCCUUAAUGUUCAUAUCCCACAGAAGGAUCUUUUCUAACAGUGUGGGAGCAGCAUGGCACAAGGCUCAGUCACAAAAGAAGUGUUCUUCCACUAGUUGUAAUAAAUUGGCCC